This is a messenger RNA of Acaulospora colombiana, 885 nucleotides long. The record is from the annotation of a GenBank genome assembly. Lineage: Eukaryota; Fungi; Glomeromycota; Glomeromycetes; Diversisporales; Acaulosporaceae.
AUGCGUGAACAAAUGCUGGAGAAAUUCGGAGAGAUGGGAUUAGUUGGAAGGAUUUAUAUAGCAUCGGAAGGAAUAAAUGCCCAAUUAUCAUGCCCGGUCGCAAAAUUGUCGGAAUUAAGGGAGUACUGCAACCGGGAAUUGAAUUUGAACGACAUGGAAUUUAAUUACUCGACGAUACAUUUGAAGGCUUUUAGAAAAUUGAACGUAAAGAUUCGGCAUCAGAUCGUUGCAGAUGGAUUAGAAGAGGGAACUUACGAUUUAUCCAAUCAACCUAAUCACCUUACACCUGACGAAUGGCAUAAAGCACUAUCGAAUGUCAAAAAACCCAUUACUCUGAUAGAUAUGAGAAAUCAUUAUGAAAGCGAGAUUGGAUAUUUCGAAAAUGCAAUUCGCCCGGAUGUAGACACCUUUCGUGAUGGUAUAAAGAUAAUGAAUGAAAUAUGUGAGGGAAAACAAGAUGAAGAAAUUUAUAUGUAUUGUACUGGUAAAGUGGGAUUCGAUGCUCAAAAGCUGGAGCGAUUCUCCGAUCAAAUGGUUUUAAAUCGGUUAACGUUCUUAAAGGAGGAAUUACAGCCUACGGACUUGCACAAUGUCACACGUGCGGAAAGCCGUGUGACAAACAUACAAAUUGCCGAAACAAAAGUGGCAUUGAAUAGGACAUGUGGAGCAGAAUUCUGUUUAAACUUGGUAAAAGCAUGGGACGAGAAGUUCGGAAAACCCCCCUGCGGUGGAUUUGAUGAUGUUAAACCUGGAGGAAUGGAAUGUAUUUAUGACCAUAUACAUAGGACUAGGCCACAAUUAGUUAUUAAGAGGUUGGGUGGAAAGGUUGCUAAUGUGCCUUCCAAUGUUAUCGAAAAGAUUUUGGAAAAAGUAGCCGAAAAAUGA